Molecule: messenger RNA, 3535 nt
Organism: Procambarus clarkii (red swamp crayfish)
Lineage: Eukaryota; Metazoa; Arthropoda; Malacostraca; Decapoda; Cambaridae
Molecular function (GO): catalytic activity
Source: RefSeq, a predicted model, not a curated record
AGGUUAACGCGAGUGAAAAUGCGAGGGUUCGAUUCCAGGUUGGUUAUUGUGUGGUCGUCGGUCACUGUGAGAGAUAACGAGUGAAGGGAAGAUGGCGACCUUUCUACAUCUACGAGGAGCCAUGGCGCAGGGUAGAGUGUUGCGUCAGACCAGUAGCGUGUUCCGGCCGGGGCAGCAGCUUGCACAGAUGCACCGGUCAACACCUGUGAUGGUCCUCUCAACACCUGCUACCGGUACUCGCCUCGACUCCAUCCCACGUGAGAGUCCCGAGGUCACUUGGUUCCACCCAGGCGACUACAGAGUCGCGCCCAUGAUAGAAAACAACAAGCGAGGAGACAUGAUCAUUGGCCUCACCCUGGUCUUCAACUCUGACAAGCCAUUGGACCAGGAACUGGUUUAUGAAGCUCUUACACACUUGUACAACAAGACGAAGGCGCUGAGGACCUGCCUACGUCAGCAUGACAACCGCUGGUGGUACUGUCAUAUGCCUAAACCUGUUAUUGACCUUAAGGUUGUGGAAGCUGGAACAAAUGCAUAUAAGAAAACAGAAGAACUUGUGAAGACUCCCUUCAACUUGGCUGAUGGACCUUUGUGGAAGGUCCGGCUUGUCCCAAGCCCUGUAGACGCUCCCUGUCUCUGGCCGGAGGUGAAAGAGAAGUUUCCCUAUCAGAAUUCAUUGCUGCUUAGUUUACAUCACGCGUUGUUUGACGGUUUUGAUAUGGUGGUGCUCAUUACGAUGUUGCACAAGUUUCUUGAUGAUGUUAUGAGCGGAAAGCCAAUUGAUGAUAAGAAGAUUGGUCACCUUUUAGACCACAGUCAGACAUAUGAAACUACACAACGAGUAAAAGAGAAUCUUGAAAAUAAUCCACAGAAGUUGAAUUCCUUACUUAAUGACAGGAAGAGUAAAGAAUUCAAACCUCUCAUUAUGCAGGCAUUUGGAGCUCCUGAGCCGUCUUCCGUAAGAACAGAAUACUUCAAAGGUGCAAUACUAAACCUUUCCCUGCUUCAAAAUUUCCAUAAGAAGUGUCACUCUGAAGGCAUCACCCUGAACUCUGGGCUUGUGAGUGUAAUAAACACGGCCUUGGUAGAACUGGUGAGGGAGGGCGGGCUGGUGCAGGACGAGUAUACAGUCACCAGUCUUCACCCUACUGACCUCCGCCGCUACAUGACAACUGACGUCAAAACUCUCCCCAUGGGCUUCCAUGUGGCCCCAAUGUCUCAGACUAUGCCAACCCCAUACAAUGUAAGAGAUCAUUUUUGGAAGUACGCAAAACAAUUUGAUAUUGAAUUCAAGAAAAAUUUAGAGAAUAAAUUUGUAUUUGAAGAGUUGAUCUUGAACGGAAUGAUCAAACCUAAUGACAAAAAUUUAUUGCCUAUAAAAUAUGACUAUUUGUUUACAAAUAUAUAUUCGCCAAAAUAUCCAAAUAUGGGAGUAGGCAGACAUGUUCAACUUACAGAAAUGAGAAAUAUUGUCCCCAUUGACACUUCGACUGUUGGCUACGCAUGUGGCUUAGCCAGUCUUCGGGACAAGGUUCGAUACGAGCACUGGUAUUCAACACGUGCCAUGACCAGAGAAAUAGCACAAAGGCAAUUUGAAAAGUUAUUAUCAAUUUUCCGUGAAAUGGCCCAGUAAUAUCUUCACUUGGGAAUUGGAUGAUGGGCAACUGUGUUUACUGAACCAACAUACUACUUACAACCCUUCAAUUAAGUUGAAUUAAUAAUUAAGGGAACGAACGAAGGUGAAAUGAAUAAAUAGUGACGACACCGAUGAACAGGGGACGAGAAGAACGAGCGGAUGUAAAGUGAAUGAAAGAUGAAAUGAACAAACGAAAUGACAUAAAUGAACGAAGAUGAAGUGAAGGAACCUUCACUUCAUCUGGAGUGAAGGUUCAAUGGAGAUGACGUGAACAAACGGAGAUGAUGUGAACGAAUGGAGAUGAUGCAAAUGAAGAGAUAAAAUAAACAAUGAUGUGAAUUAGCAACUGAAGUGAAAGAAUGGAAAUUGAACAACCAAAUAUGUAAUGAACAGUGAUGAAUGUGAACAAAUGUAAAUAACAUGAUAGGAACAACAGAUGAACAAGGUGUCGCAGUAGCAGGGACCAUUUGAAGUGGUUAAGAUAUAAGGAAUAAAAGAUGCCUGACAAACCAUGUACUUGGAAUAGUGUUGAUAAUCACACAACUGUAAGCAACAAGUGUCGUUCAAACAAGUGCGAACCUCACACUUCACCCAAUAAAUGGUGACUAGAUGACAGACUGUAGAACUUAAUAUGCAAGUGAAUAUAGUUUUAAAACUUCCUUACAUAUAUAGCUUGGUGUAAUUUUUAAUUUUUGGGACAUUUCUAUAUUUUCUAGUAAGGAAUGAAAAUGACAGAACAUAAUGCCAACACAUACCACAUGGUAAUAAUUAGAUUGACUGGGGGCCAAAGAUGCCCCGACGAACCAAUAUGUUGUACAAAGUGACUCGUUCAACUUGUGAGCAAGUCCUUUGGGUUUCCUGUAAUCUCAUAAGUUGAUGAUAUGAAUAAUCUAUCUUUACAUAAAUGAUUUAUUCUCAACUAUUAGUUUUAAGGUUGAAUAUAUAUGAACCAUAAUAGUUAGAUAACGGAAUAGACAUUGAGUCGUAAUAUUGAAUCAAGUAAUUGCCAAAAGAAGGCAUCAAGCUGAGGCUAAUCAUACAUGGAAUCAGGGGAGGAAACGACCACUCUCAAUACAAAAACAAAUCCUGUGAGAUGGGAAUGUUGGAUAAAUUUAAAGGUAGUUAUUUAGUCCGAAUUGGUUUGUUUUUGUAUUGAGGCUGGUAUUUUCUCCCCCCGAUACCAUGCAUGACUAACUAUCCAGUGAGAUGGGAAUAUUAGAUGAACUUAUUAGCUAGUUUUUUCAUCUACACUGUGUAAUCUUUCAUAUAGAAUAGGGUAGCAGCACAUUGCUGUGUAUACCUAAGCUUAAUAAAAAAAUAUAUAAUCAAGCCGAGGAGGCAAUGUAACACCAGCAGUAUUGCUGGAUAUUCAAAGGCGCUAAAUAUCACUGUGGAUGCCAAUAUGAGAACAAAAGCACAUAAAGCGAGAGAUAUCAUAUGAAUCCGAUUCACCAAAGAUUCUAUUGAGGAACAAAUGACCUCGAGGGAGAUUUGGAAAGCAAGAUGUGCAAUCAUCCUGAAAAUUGGGACAUUCUACACAGAGAUGCACGACUGUAAAUCAAACAAUGCAGUUUGGACAAUAAGGAGCAGGAUUGACACAGGUGUAGGUUAGACAAAUGCUUGAGUUGUCUCAUUGGCUAAUAGAUCUUCUGAAGCUGCCUUUGUUAUGUUCUUGUUAUCUAUAAGAACAAUUUUAUAUAUAAGUUGUGUACUUAUACUUAAGAUAAUUGCAAUCUUCCCUUCAAUUUAUGAUCAUAUACUAACAAAGCUUUACUUAAAAUAUUAUAUUAAUGUUUGAAUUGUCCAUUAACUAAAUUUUUCCAAACUUAACCAGAAUAUUAUACUGCAUAAUAAUAUAAUCUUGUAUCAUGAUUAUCUAUAAUAAAAUUAUUCACAACA